This is a messenger RNA of Aspergillus candidus, 308 nucleotides long. RefSeq lists its product as uncharacterized. The record is from RefSeq and is a predicted model, not a curated record. The transcript is spliced from 2 exons. NCBI's taxonomy places the organism in Eukaryota, Fungi, Ascomycota, Eurotiomycetes, Eurotiales, Aspergillaceae. The coding region runs from base 76 to 255 and encodes 59 amino acids.
CCUGCCUCAGUCUAAUCCAGUCUACCACCUAUCAAAUCCUCUGAAAACCAAUCCUUUUUGAUCUACCAGACUACCAUGAAGCUUCUCUCCGUGAUCUUCCUAGCCUGUGCCACCUCAGUCAUGGCCGAAAUUGGCCCUUGGCACCGAUGCAACACCUACCCAGAUUCUGACAAAUGCACACCAGGCUAUUUUUGCGCCACGACCGCUGGAGGAGUAUGGGGUUCUUGUAUUCCUAAGGAAGACGAGGAUCAUUGAGGCCUCCUGGUCAGAUACCAGCAUCUUCUUGUGGGAUUUUGCUGGGGUUUCUC